Anastrepha ludens (Mexican fruit fly) is the source of this 3973-nucleotide messenger RNA. RefSeq names its product P protein (gene hoe2). NCBI's taxonomy places the organism in Eukaryota, Metazoa, Arthropoda, Insecta, Diptera, Tephritidae. Gene Ontology annotation, cellular component: membrane. The transcript has 11 exons. Gene Ontology annotation, biological process: transmembrane transport. The record is from RefSeq and is a predicted model, not a curated record. The coding region runs from base 971 to 3505 and encodes 844 amino acids.
GAAUUGAAAUUAGUCGUGUGGCAAACGCUGGCUAUUAAAGUUGCUGAAAUAAUGUGGAAGUGAAUUUUACUAUGUGUUAGAAUUGACAAACAAUCGUAGCAAAGAUUUAAGAAAGCAACUAAAUGAAAGGGAAAUGGUACUGAUUAAAAUUGUAUGAAGGGCUGUUGUGGCAGGAAUAUUUAUUUACAAAGAAAACUAGAUGAAUAAAUAAUUAUAUCCCAUAAUGUGUUGAUGCUGAAAAUCACGCGUAACAAGUGGGAGUGCAAAAAAAAGAAUCAAAUAAAAAUAAAAAAACUACCAACAUACAAUUUUGUAUUAAAAUUAAAAAAAGAAACACAUUUGUCCAUAAUAGCACGAGCUCAUAAAUAGAUUAAUAUCCUCAUUUAAAGUGAACAGUAUUUAUGGUCGGAUUGUUUGGGGCAAUAAAAAAAAAUUGAACAUACAUAAAUAUGAAUAAAAAUUAAAUUGCCACAUAAAAGAUAUCUUAAUAUUCUAGCAUUGCGUCAUAUCAUGCACGUAUUGCAAGAAUAACAACACAUACAAAAGAACACAGAUACCACGCGCAUCUGCAUUGAAGAAAGAAAAACAACAAAACAGUCAAGUAAACAAAGCAAAAAUCGGCGGUUGUGCCUUUUUCAUCUAAAAUAUAAACAAAGGCAUCCUUCUUAAUGCCGUUUUAAUUAGACAAAUCUCGUACAAAUCACGAGCAGCGACAAACAAAUAAAUGUCUCUGUGCUUAAGUAUUUUAAUUGAUAUAAAGUGUUACCUAAACAACGCUUUAGUGAGUUAUAGUGAGUGUGUGCGUGUGUAUGGGCUUAGUACGCGCCACAAUAGUUUGUUCGGCUUGCUAAAACAAUCAGCGAACCAAUCGCCCACCUACCUUUUAACCCACCAACUGUGCAGUUUUAGCUGCUCAUUUCAAUUUCCUAACAGUUGCUCACACACUCGCUAAAAUAAGUCCUCCUCCAACAUGGGCAUUAAAGAUAAAAUACGUGUGCUCAAGAAUGGCACCAGCACCAGCCCCAGUCACGAAACUCCUGGCUCACCAUCUAAGGGCGUUGAUCUAUUGAAACCACAUUCCAGUCGCAAUCUAAUGGCGCCGGGCCAGGUUACCGAGCAGACAUUGCAGGUGUGGCGCGCUCUGCCGCCACAAAUACGACAUGAUCCGAGCAUGGUGUCAUUUCAGUUGGAAAAUGAGCGAUUGCAUGGCUCCUUAGUAACUACAGAUGAUGAGUCUGGUAAUCCCCAUGACAUGGAGUCAAGUUACGAAGAGGAACACAGCUUUGCAGAUUCGGAAUAUAUUAACAUGAGAAAGUUAUCACACGGCCAGAAUACAGGCGAUGAACGAAGUUUUGUCACCCCCAGCACUGAUGGCGAAUGUACACUCUCAGACAUCGAAAGCUCGACCCACGACAAAUCAAAAGCGGUUGUGACCCGUGUAGUAGCUAAACAAAAAUCGAAAGGACGACGCAAGCGUGAAAAGCUAAUAAAACGUUGUGGUUUGCUAAUCUUUUGGAUCUUUGCAGCGGUUGUCUUAAUGAUUUUCGAAGAGAAACACUUGUUGGAGAAGACACUUGAAGUGCCGUGGAACAAAACGAAAAACUUCAAGCUACCCCAGAAUCCUACUGGUGAUUUCAAACUUAAGAUCUUCGGCACCUUCAACGAAACCAUGAGAAUGUAUCGCCAUGACGAUGAUGGGAAAUUUCUGUUUGUUCAGCCACAGUUGUCCUACUAUGAUAAAGUAAACAAUAGAAAGGAUUAUAAGAAUAUUUUACAACCUUGGCUCAUACCAAUCGUUUCGGAAACAUUGUUCGAAGUCGCGCCAGUCGUGUGGCGCAACCAGACUUACGAAAUGCCGGACACGAUUUUACGAAAGUUGCAAAAACCAGGUAUGAGGAUGCGCCUCAGCAUGUACACCAAUGUUGAGAAGGAUUUCGCUGUCGAGUUGGUCUACAAUCCUUUGAUAAUCAAUAAAAAGAUUGGUACGCUACUCGCCGCGGGUAUACUGCUGAUCUUCUAUGCGCUCCUCGUGUGGGAGGUUUUCCAACGCACCUUUGUGGCAAUUGUAUGCUCUAUACUCUCAGUCGCUGUGUUAGCUUGUUUUGACGAUCGCCCGAAUAUGGAGGAGAUAAUCGAAUGGAUGGAUAUGGAAAUGUUAACACUGCUGUUUUCUAUGAUGAUUAUUGUGGGCAUCUUAGCCGAGACAGGAGUCUUUGAUUAUAUAGCCGUAUUGGCAUUUGAGACAUCGGGCGGUAAAAUUUGGCCUAUGAUAUAUUUUCUAUGCUUUAUAACAUGUUUUGUGUCGAGCUUUCUGGAUAAUGUGACUACUGUUAUACUAAUGACACCAGUGGCGAUAAGACUUUGCGAAGUUAUGAGUUUGGAUCCUGUUCCCGUGUUGUUGGGCAUUAUAGUACAGUCGAAUAUUGGCGGUUCGCUAACACCCAUUGGCGAUCCUAUUUCGAUCAUCAUUUGUUCCAAUCACUUUUUUACGAAAAACGGUAUCACAUUCACCAAGUUUGUCACUCACACUCUUCCCGGUGUCAUUCUCGUUACGAUACAGAGUUGCCUAUAUCUGCGUUUUGCAUUCCGCGACCCUCAAUCGUUGCGUCUCAACGAACCGAAAGAGUUUAAAGAUCUGCGACGCGAAAUCAAAGUGUGGCAACGUGCUGCUAACUCACUAUCCUCCUAUUCCAAAGAUGCUGACCUGGUGCGUGCUACAUUGCACAAGAAAGUGAAGCUGCUGAAGCGCACUCUGAGGCGCAAGCAACGUGGUCUAGACUCAAACGACGCCUACACGCAUACCCUGCAGGAGCUGAAGGCGAAGUAUCCCAUCAAACAUAAGACACUUUUGGUGCAAGCGUGUGGGGCGCUAGCAUUUGUGCUUGUCUGCUUUUUCGUGCAAUCGGUGCCUCAAUGGCGUACGCUGCCACUUGGCUGGUUAGCCUUGCUUGGCGUCAUUGCACUGUUGAUUGUUUUGAAUCGGGACGAUAUGGAACAUCUCUUACAUCGCAUCGAGUGGACGACGCUUUUAUUCUUUGCCGCGAUGUUUGUGAUGAUGGAAUGUGUAGAGCGCUUGGGUCUCUUUGCAUGGAUUGGAGAAAUGACAAAAAAGAUAAUUCUAUUUGUGGACGAACGGCAUCGUUUGGCAAUGGCCAUAUUCAUAAUUUUGUGGAUAUCGGCGAUGGCUUCUGCGGUGCUGGAUAGCAUACCCGUGACCGCCAUGAUGGUGCGGGUGGUCGUAUCGUUAGUGAGUAGGGAAACAUUGGGUCUGCCACUGGAGCCGCUCGUGUGGGCACUCACAUUCGGAUCGAGUUUGGGAGGCAAUGGUACUUUGUACGGCGCUUCUUCCAAUGUGGUCUCGGCUGGCAUUGCCGAACAACACGGCUACAAAAUAACAUUUACACGCUACUUGAAAGUCGGUUUCCCUGUGAUGGUCGGCCAAAUUGUUAUCAUUACAGCCUAUCUUUUGUGGGCUCAUAUUAUCUUCGAAUGGCACUAUGAGUAGUUCAAGGCACUUGGAAAGUUAUUCUAAUAUUACAAGAUUCACAAAUAUUCGGUUGAAUGUUAUCAGCUGUUUUUUGAAUACAAACACACACACAUACACAUUUACAUACAUACGUAUGUAUAAGAUUAAACCCAAAAUAUCUGUAUAUAUAAUAUGUACUGCAAUUACAAAUGUUUUCCACGCGAUCGCAAGCUCAUUACAUUUAAAUAUUCAUACUUUUUCGCUUGUGGAAAAUUUAUCAGGAGUCUAAGCUGAAUUUACUAUAACUAUGUAAAUUUAUGGCAUAUACAUAAAUGUCUUUACAUGAUUUUAUUUACUUAUAUAUACAGCAAAAAUUUUGUAAUAUAAAUUAUUACCUACUGAGAGUAGGCAUCCAAAACAUGUUAACAUUUUUUGAUUGUGAUUUUAUUCAGAAAAAUUUUAAGUAACCGGUAUCUACACUUUAAAUAAAUAAAGAAUUAUCCUGUU